Ctenocephalides felis (cat flea) is the source of this 545-nucleotide messenger RNA. RefSeq lists its product as uncharacterized. Bases 126 to 545 code for a protein of 139 amino acids. Lineage: Eukaryota; Metazoa; Arthropoda; Insecta; Siphonaptera; Pulicidae. The record is from RefSeq and is a predicted model, not a curated record. The transcript is spliced from 4 exons.
CAAAAAGUGUAUAUAUAUGUGCUUCUUCUGUAGAUAAAUUAAUAUUUUAGACUUAUAAAGUGUGAUAGUUUAUAGAAGGUUGAGCAAAAGAUUUUUAUGUGUUAGCUAAGAGAAAACAAGAUAAAAUGAUUUAUUCUACUUCAACUACGAUAAUUGUGAUCACGCUGUCAAUUAUUGGUGGAUGCGCUGCGUUACAAAACAAGACGGUACAGAGAUCACUGAAUACUUAUAGUUUGUUCGAUGAAGAUACUUGGAGCCCUGGCGCACAAAUAAUGGCCAAAUUUUUUAAAGAGGUCAUCGCCAGAUCUACUGGAAAUACUCAGAUAGUGAGCUUGAACUUAACAACCUUGCUUUUGUUAUUGCUUCUGAAAGCGAUAAUUUUUGCAGCAGGUUUAAUUGGCACAGGUGCCUGGCAGCACCAAUAUGCGCGGAGUUUAAACCUAGAUCACAGUAAUCAAUACUUCAAUGUCGAUUAUCAAAACAGAGACACAAUAAAAAGGGCAACUUCAAUUUUCGGCGAAUCUCAGAUAAAUUAUAAACGUUGA